Molecule: messenger RNA, 2843 nt
Organism: Ochotona curzoniae (black-lipped pika)
Lineage: Eukaryota; Metazoa; Chordata; Mammalia; Lagomorpha; Ochotonidae
Gene: GJC2
Product: gap junction protein gamma 2
Exons: 1
Coding region: 1249-2535 (428 amino acids)
Biological process (GO): cell communication
Cellular component (GO): connexin complex
Source: RefSeq, a predicted model, not a curated record
GGAAGUGGCCCCUCAGAAGUACUUACAUGCUCCGCCACCUGCAGCUCUGGUGAGCCCUGUAGGUAGCCAUGAGUUCCUGGGUCCAGACACCCCUGCUCCAGAUCCUGGAUACCCCAGUGUGUCAGGGUCCUCCUGAUCACUCAUUCCCUUGCGUUGGGAUUCACUGACCAGGAGCUGGUGAGUGGGGGGAACCACCAAGGGGAGGGGCUUGGGCCCCUAGGCCUAAAGGUUUGUGGUUAUGAGCCCCUGUGAGCAUGCAGAUACAUGUGUCUGUGUAGAUGUGAGGUGUGUACCCCACUUGCAAGGCUUGAGGGUGGCACCAAUGGCUGAGGCAGGUGGGUGCUGUAGUGUGGCCACAUGCUCAGGUCUCUGAGCGGACAUGGCAGAGAGGGGCCUACCUAUGCCUGAGGUUGGGUCGUCUGGUUGGAGGCUACACACCUUCCAUGAGGACAGGUACUCACAGGGGGAUGGCAGAGGGCCCACAAAGGGACUGACUGUGGGGUGCUGGGUUCUGGGGGCAGAGAUGUCUUCUGCAGGGAUUGCACUCUGUUCCACACUAAGACCUGGUAGGUGGCAGACCUGGGGAGGUACUUGGCAUACACCUUGGCUGCUCUUGGUUUGUGUCUCCACAUGAAGGGCAGGGACUACCCAGGGGAGAAGGGUUCCCUCUGGGUGUCCUGAACACAGGGAGUGUCCUUCCUGCUUGUUCCCUGCCCUGGGAGGUAGGGUCUGUGAUCCAUCAGCUGUGGCCAAGAGUGCAAGGUCUGGGGUGGUCCUUAGUUUUCCAGACCCCCUCUCCCUGCCCUUGUGCAGACCCAGGGCUGGCUGGGUAGCUGUUGGGAGGCUGGCCUGGCCCAGGCCUUCAUGACAGCGGAGACCCAAGUGGGAGGGGGCCUUAUACACCCCCAGCUCUGCCUACCCUGCCUCCCUCCCUGCUGUAUAACUCAUUACUCAUGUGUGCCCUCACCAUGGUGAGACCCCUAUUCCCUCACCUAGAUCCCAGAGUGCAUCUCUCUGCUGCAUCCACAGCCUACCCUUCAGCCCCUUCCCUGCAUGACCCUGAUAACCAUGCCGGCUGGGUGACACACUUGGCUCUCCUGGGGAGGCCCUUUGGGGGGGGUGGGGGUACCGGCAGGGUCCUGGCCUGGUAGAAAGUGGCCAGGGAAGCAAGUUAAGCCUCUAGCCACGAUGCAGGUGCCUGUAACUGACUACUGACUGGCCGCAGGUCCCGCCCACCAGCCCGCCCCUAUGACCAACAUGAGCUGGGGCUUCCUGACACGGCUGCUGGAGGAGAUCCACAACCACUCCACCUUCGUGGGCAAGGUCUGGCUCACGGUGUUGGUGGUCUUCCGCAUAGUGCUCACGGCCGUGGGCGGUGAAUCCAUCUACUCAGAUGAGCAGGCAAAAUUCACCUGCAACACCCGGCAGCCUGGCUGCGACAAUGUCUGCUACGACGCCUUUGCGCCCCUGUCGCACGUGCGCUUCUGGGUUUUCCAGAUUGUGGCUAUCUCCACGCCUUCCGUACUGUACCUGGGCUAUGCUGUGCAUCACCUGGCGCGCGUCUCUGAGCAGGAGCGGAGGCGUGCUUUGCGCCGCCGAGCUGGGGCCCGCCGCAUGUCUCGUGCGCACCUGCCACCAGCACCUCCUGGCUGGCCCGAGCCUGCCGAACUGGGCGAAGAGGAGCCCAUGCUGGGCCUGGGUGAGGAUGCAGAGGAUGAGCCAGGAGUGCCGGAGGACCCUGCAGAGUGUGCUGAAGAAGAGCGUGCGGGAGAAGCAGCCGCCAAGGGGGCGGGAGGGGGCGGAGAGGUAGCAACCCUGGGCCCCGCAGCACAGCACGACGGGAGGAGGCGCAUCCAGCGUGAGGGCCUGAUGCGUGUGUACGUGGUGCAGCUGGUGGUCAGGGCGGCCCUUGAAGUGGCCUUCCUUGUGGGCCAGUACUUGUUGUAUGGUUUUGAGGUGCGGCCUUUCUUUGCCUGCAGCCGCCAACCAUGCCCCCAUGUUGUGGACUGCUUCGUGUCACGCCCCACCGAGAAAACUGUCUUCCUGUUGGUCAUGUAUGUGGUCAGUUGCCUGUGCUUGCUGCUGAACCUGUGUGAGAUGGCGCACCUGGGCCUGGGAAGCGCGCAGGAUGCCGUGCGUGGCCCACAGGUCCCAGGCACUGGGCCUGUGUCUCGCACAGUGCCCUGUGCCUUCCCUACCACUGGCUUGGCCUGCCCCCCUGACUACAGCGUGGUUGUGCGGGCGGCAGCGCGCACUCACGACCAGAACCUGGCCAACCUGGCCCUGCAGGCUCUGCGUGACGGGGCGACAGCUGCUGAGCAAGAAAGUCCGCCUUGCUCUGGGUUUCCUGCUGUCCCUAGGCUGUCCCCCAGGGCCGGCGUGCCAGCUUCUGGGACCGGAAGUGCCAUGUCUGGGGGCACCGUGGGAGAGCUGGGCCGUGCUGGGCCGCUAGAGAGGUUGGGUGCCAAGCCCAGGGCUGGCUCUGACAAAGGCAGUGCUGGUAGCAGGGAUGGAAAGACCACCGUUUGGAUUUGAACUCGCCUGUGGUGGUUCGAUGGACAACUGCUUCUCCUCAGCUUCAGAUGGCAGGGGACAGGAAAGGGCUGGGUUCCUGCGGCAGCCCUGGCUUGCUGGGGUGAGGAGAAUGGGAGCCACGAAGGAUUGUCAGCUCUGGUCUGUGGUGGUGAGGGGUGGGGCAGUGGGGCAGGGCCCUGACCCUCAUUUCAGUGCCCUGGCCAUCCAGCCUGAGUCUCCUCCUGUCUGCCCCCAGGGAGCACAGAGCCCCUUUCCCAGGCCCUACUCUGGUUCCUGCAGAGAACCAGCUCUUCUUGGCAGGAAGCUGA